ACCCAAACAUGCCCUUAAUCACGCCGGCCGGGCGAACCCAGAAGAAGAAUAUAACACAGCAACACACUUUAUUAUUGCAACAGAAGAUUCUCAUCCCUAAUCACUCAGCAGGUGAAACUAUAAUCUCUCUAUUUGGACUUCUAAAGGAAAGGGCAUUCUUGAAAAUAAUAAGAUAAAAACAAGAAGGUAUUAUUGAGGGUGAGAUUGGGCUAGGCGAAUCAAUCUUCUUCCUUGAAUUGAUGCCCUGCGCGGCAUUUUAGCAGCAGCAGCCUGCAGUGUAGUUCUGCUCAGCACUCACUUUAGUAAGUAAGUAAGUAAGUUGUUAUAUUAACUCUUCCAAUUUCAUGUCAAUUAGGUGUUCACUUGUUAUUCAAACACACGCCGCCUACAUGAUGCAGCCAGAGGUGUAGAAGAAACAGUUGCUGCUAUGAGGAUUUAGUCGUCUCUCAACUGAAAACCCAUCUUCUCUGUAAUCAGUCGUUUAUGGAGAUCCGAAACCCACAUAUCUUCUCUCUCUCUAACAGAUAUUCCGUUAAACUUUAUACAAAGAAGAACCCACCAACAUUCUUCAGAUUCCCUCUUCAAAUCUCCAGAAAUUUCAGAGUUUCAGCUCAUUUCAACGGGCGCAGGAAAAACCAUUUGAGGAAAAAGCUCAUAGAACAACAGGUGCGUCAGAAUCCCAUCAACACUUCCCCCUCCACUUUGGAGAUUUCUGAUGAAAACACUCGCACUACUAGGGAUGAUGCUUCAACAUCCAACGCACUUUUGUUGGAGAGUUGGGCUAAUCAGCACAAGGCUGGUGCAGACUUUUGGAGUAAGGUAGACAAGGUAGAUGUUAUUCAAGAUGAACUCUUAAAUAAUGUACAACACAAUGCCAACUUGUUAGCUAAAGAGAUGGAGAUGGGAAAGGCACCAAAUUCUUCACUUGCAAACUUCGUAAACUCCUCGGGGUUUAUUGGAAGUUUUACUAGUAAUCCUGCAAAACUAUCUAGAGUGGGAGUGUCCGUAUUCUGUGGUUUUCUUCUGUUUAUAGCUUUGUGUAGGAAAGGAAAGGGAAAUAAGAAGGAAGAGUAUUCAAGUUUAGAAAAGGAGAUGUUGAGAAGAAAAAUUAAAGCAAGGAUGGCAAAAGAAAAAUCCGUAAAGGGUAACGUGGAAGUCAUUCAAGAUUCUAAGGAGUCUGAGCCCGAGCCUGAUAUGACGGUGUUUAAAGAACGGCCACAACUAGAUAAGGAAGAGCUUAUGAACAGCAUUGUGAAGGUAAAGGCAUUGGACGAUACCUGUUUGGACAAAAUUCAAGAAAUUAGAGCAAUGGCAAGGCAUGCACGCGAAAUACAAAGUAGUGGCGAAAGCAUAGACAGUCAACCAGAUGGAAAGGAAGUGAAUCCUGAUGUUUCGCUUCCACAAGAUGGAUCAAGUAUUCAAGACGUAGGAAAUUCUUCUUCUGAUGCUCUAAGGCUGGACCUUCCACAAGGCGAAGAAGGGUCAAACUUAUUUGAUAUGGAAAAAGUACUUGACAAUGCGACACCAAGUUGCAAAGCUGUGAAGUUAAGGAUUAUUAGUUCUGUUAAGGAAGCAAGAGAAUAUCUUCAUAAAAAACAAGAACCUGAAACUAAUAACUUACAUCAAGUUCCAAAGAGGGAUAGUGAGGAUGAUGUGUUUGGCAAUACGGCACCAAGUUUAAACCAUUCCUGGAAGGAUACUAGUAUGGCUGGAGGUGGGGAUCUUUUGAACAACAACAAUGAUUCUAAAGAUGAGCGUACUAAAGGUAGUGGUGGGGAAUUAGAAAGAGCAAAGCGUGAGAAGUGGAUUGAGGAUAAUUUUCAUGAGUUUGAGCCACUGGUUGAGAAGAUUAGAGGUGGAUUUAGAAACAAUUACAUGGUAGCUAGAGAAAAAGUGAAAGAAGAUCUAAAUUUAGUCUCAGAGCUUGAACGUGACGAAAACGAAAGCGAAUUUGAAUGGAUGAAAGAUGAGAAGCUUAGGGAAAUUGUGUUCCAAGUACGAGAAAAUGAGCUGAUGGGCCGGGAUCCCUUCUAUCUUAUGGACACUCAAGAUAAGGCCUUGUUUUUCAAGGGUCUUGAGGAAAAAAUUGAGAAAGAAAACGAGAAACUAGGUCAUCUGCAUGAUUAUCUUCAUUCCAAUAUUGAAAAUCUUGAUUACGGAGCAGAUGGAAUUAGCUUGUAUGAUCCUCCAGAGAAGAUUAUACCCCGAUGGAAGGGCCCCCCACCAGCAACAACAAUGAGUCAAGAGUUUCUUGAUGAUUAUUUAGAUCAAAGGAAAGCACUUUUUGCUGAAACCUUGGGGAAUGUGGACCUCGAUUCUCAAAAUAUUCUUCGAAGCAGCAACAAUGUAGAUGAGAAUUUAAAAAGUUCAAAUACUGUGAUAGAAGGGAGUGAUGGGUCUAAGAAAGCUGGCAAGAAGUCCGGGAAAGAAUUUUGGGAGCACACUAAGAAAUGGUCUCGUGGAUUUAUAGAUUCUUAUAAUGCUGAGAAUGAUCCGGAAACCAAAGCUGCUAUGAAGGAUAUCGGGAAGGACUUGGACAGAUGGAUUACGGAGAAAGAGAUACAAGAUGCUGCUGAUAUUAUGGAUAAGGUUCCUGAUAAAGGGAAGAAGUUCAUCGCAGAAAAAAUAAAUAAGUUGAAGAGGGAGAUGGAGUUGUUUGGACCACAGGCCGUUGUCAGCAAGUACAGUGAGUAUGGAGACGAGGAGGAAAUAGAUUAUUAUUGGUGGCUUGAUCUCCCAUAUCUACUGUGCAUUGAGAUGUAUAUUGAUGGAGAUGGAGAUGAGAGAAUAGGAUUCUAUUCAUUAGAGAUGGCGUCAGAUGUUGAACUAGAUCCGAAACCGCAUCAUAUUAUUGCUUUUGAGGAUGCUGGUGACUGCAAGAAUCUUUGCUAUAUUAUACAGACACAUAUGGAAAUGCUUGGAAAUGGCAAUGCUUUUGUUGUGCCACAAAUGCCAAAGGAUACCUACCAGGAAGCCAAGGCAAAUGGUUUCAAUGUGACGGUUAUAAGAAAAGGAGAGCUAAAACUGGACGUGGACCAAACACUAGAAGAGGUGGAGGAAAAGAUUGUUGAGAUUGGCAGCAAGAUGUACCAUGAUCAAAUCAUGAAACCUCACAAUGUGGAUGUAGAUUCAGUCAUGAAAGGUGUUUUUGGAUUCACCAGCAGAAGACGAUUGAAGAGGCCAACCAAAUGAUUAUCACUCGUACAAGCUGUUCCGGAGUCUUUACUUUGCAGAUCAUCAUUUUGAAUCCAUCUGUUAUUUGACCGCCCAUUGUAUUUGGAAACUUUUUUGUUUCAAAAAAUAUACGAUGCAAUCAAGAAUUAGUUAGGUGGUGUUUUUCUUUUUUUAAGAUGUAAAAUGUCUGCAGUCUGCGGACUACAUCUGCAAAACUUAAAAGAUCUUAGAAGUGGUUGGGCUAGCUCUGCACCAAGAGUUCGUGCAGACGUUUUUAAUGAAACGUCUUCGGAAAAACAGUCUGCAGAUGACUAUGUCUGCUUGUGGUCUGCGUGGCGCAGACAAAAGGGGUCUGCGCAGAUCUUUUUUAGAAAAACAAACAGCACCUUACUGGUAGAAGAGGUCCUUCGAGUGUACAAAUUCUAUUACUAGGAGUCUAGGAGAAGAGGUCCAUCCGGUGUAUAAAUUUUAAUCAAAUCAAUUCAAGUAUUUCCAAUUUUGGUGACAAUGCGAAUAUUUGUAGAUUAAAACAUGAGUGUAUUUGGAUAGUUCAAUCAUUUCACAUUUAUUA
Molecule: messenger RNA, 3745 nt
Organism: Helianthus annuus (common sunflower)
Lineage: Eukaryota; Viridiplantae; Streptophyta; Magnoliopsida; Asterales; Asteraceae
Exons: 7
Coding region: 484-3192 (902 amino acids)
Source: RefSeq, a predicted model, not a curated record